Molecule: messenger RNA, 5599 nt
Organism: Oldenlandia corymbosa var. corymbosa
Lineage: Eukaryota; Viridiplantae; Streptophyta; Magnoliopsida; Gentianales; Rubiaceae
Source: the annotation of a GenBank genome assembly
CGAGAAAAGGAAAAAGGAAAAGAAAAAAGAAAAAAAAGGACGCCACCGUUAUUCGAAAAUUCAAUUUUCACUCCAUCCCUCCUCCCUUCCCCCACUGUCUCUCUAUAAUCAUUGCCCUCACUUGCUCCAUUCCGACUUCAAAUCAUCACUUUCCUCUCCGAAUCUUUCUACUAAUUGUGUGCUUUUUCUUCCCCCAUCGAUUCUCUCUUUUACCGUUUUUCAAUUGUGUGGAUUUCUGAAGAGCAGUUUUUAGUGUGUGGGGUUAGGGUUUUAUUAUUAGCGGAAUUGAAGGUUGUAAUUUUUUUUUCUUUCUGGAGGGGAACAAGAUGACGGAGGUGAUCCUCCACAUAUAUGAUGUUACCAACAGUGGAUCAGACAAGACUAAUAACACCAUUAUGCAGAUCAAUAAGAUCUUCAAAGAUGGAAUCGGUAUCGGCGGCAUAUUUCACAGCGCCGUUCAGGUUAUCCCUUUUCCCCCAAUAUUAAUUUUUUUUUUCCUUGUAAUUAUUUUCGUCUGGCUUGUGAUAAUUUUGUCUUCGUGAGUGGAUAACCUACUGCUGUGGAAUUCAUUAGUUUCAAAUUUAAUCAAGACAGAUCCUUCUUUGCUACUUGCUUAGUGUUUUUUAAAAAAAGAAUCAUGCAACUAUUGUUUUCAGGUAGAUCUAGGGUUUCUUUAGUUAUUUGUAGCUUCGGUUACGCAAAUUUAUGGUGUCUGUUAACUGUAGCAGAAGCAACUGAAAUUAUGUACUAGUUAUCUGUAUCUAUGUGGCCGUCGCCGCAGCUGUUAUGAGCUUUUUACUCAUUGGUGGAGGUAGGGUUAUACUUAUAAUAAUUUUAGGCUGUGGUUUUAACUAAGAGUUUUGGAUAAGAACUAUGUUCACUGUAUCAUGUUUCAGAUCAAGUUCAAGGAUCCAUGGACAUGAAAUGCUUCCUUAACAUCCGGAGCCUUGUUUAUGUGCUCUCGAAUGUGUAUUUCCUGUUUAAGCGGUUGGACUGAAUCAUCACUUUCCAUUGUGUGCUUCGGUACCUUGCUCGUUUCAUAUUUAAUUUUAAGAAAGUAACACUAACUAGGAUAUUUGGAAGUGUUGGAUGAAUUCAGGAUUAAGAGUUGAGAGCUUUGAGGGGGAUUCAAAGUUAGAAGAUGUGAGAUUUGUUUAUGUUAUCCUUUCACUUCUCUCGAUGAAUUCUUGACUUUUAGUAACAAAUGAAAUGCACAAUGAGAACAAAACAAUUGAAAACUUCUUUCAUUCCCGUGUAGUAAGGAUAGGUUGUAGAAUUGUGUGCAUGUGUUUUUCUUGCUUGUUCUCUAUUUGGCUAGAAGCAAAGUUUUUGAAUUUUGUACUCUUUUAAUUUUGUGAUGUUCUGUGUUAACAUCAGAUCUAUGGAGAAGAAGAGUGGUCAUUUGGAUUCUGUGAACAAGGGAGUGGUGUUUUUAGCUGUCCUGCUGGAAAAAAUCCAAUGUAUACUUAUCGUGAAGCAAUUAUCCUUGGGAGUACAAAUUUUCCCAUCUUUAAGGUGAAUCAGAUACUUAGGGAACUUAGUAGAGAGUGGCCUGGACAUUCUUAUGAUUUGUUGUCAAAGAAUUGUAAUCAUUUCUGCGAUGAGCUUUGUGAAAGACUCGGGGUGCCGAAGCUCCCUGGAUGGGUGAACAGAUUUGCUCAUGCUGGCGAUGCAGCUGUGGAAAUGGCAGAAACGACGGCCCUUAAGUUUAGACAAGCAAAAACCGAGAUAGUAACUGCCAGCAAAGUAGCUUAUCGAUUUCUUUUAGGUGUUACCUCCAACAACUCAGCUGCUAGUCCUGACUCUACUGGAAAUUCCACCCGGGGAUCACCUAGAAUCCAGGGAACAUGGUUUAAGAAUCUCAUUUCUGCUGGUGCAAAACCAUCAAGUAGUUCAGACGCGGAUAGUCACGAGGAGAAUGGCAUGCUUCAACAUCAGCGAGCAGAUGCAGAGGCACCUUUAAGGCCAACUUCCCAUCGGGAUUUUUAGUCAAGCCUACUGAUUUGGGCCUGUAUCAUGUACUAGUGGCGAUGUAUGACAGUCAAGCUUCUCAAUUGUUGGAUCGUGUCUGAAGAAUAUGCCUCUCCAAGGAAAUCUCUUAUGCCUGCUCGAAUGUCUUAAUGUACUGCAAAAUAUAGUGGGCUCUCAAAGAAAAAUUCGUUUUGUAAUGCAAAUAUUAAGAAAUUUCUAGCGGCUUGUUAUUAGCAAGGUAGAUAGCGCCACAAUUGAUGUUGUUGGCAUCAGCAACAGUUCCAAGCAAAUGAAGGUUAGAAUGUGAAAUUGUAAUUGACGUUCAUUAUUCAUGAUUCUGCGACACAAUUCCAUUUUUCCUGCCAAACUGGCUAUUUCUUUCACACUGAAUUCCGGAAAACGUGGAGUUACAGCUUUCCGGCCAUUAAGUUUGCCAAGAAUCACAUUACUGGAACAGAAAGGAGAGUUAAAUUGCCGGAGUAACAGCAAAUCCAACUCCUGGGACCAUCAAUCUUGGUCCAACUCCUGGGACCAUCAAUCUUGGCGCCGGUGGGACUGAUAAGUAUAUUACCGCAAAAGGCAAUUUAUACAUUAUUUACUCUUGUAAGAGACCAAGACACUCGGAAAAUAACUCUUGCAAAGCCCCUGUAUGGUAUAACAACUGAUGAUAUGGAAGGCCGGGUCGGUUCGUUAACAAAAUGCCUUAUUGCGUACAACUGGGAAAGUACGAACAGCACAUGAAACCCAGAAUCAAGGAAACACAAAUCAAUACAAUUGAAGGAACUUUGCUCCUUUAAAUUUGGAAACAGAAGUUAAUACAUAACAGGACUCACAUUUACUACAACUUCGAGGAAAUUAAAACAAGCCACACCAGCUCUGAGAAAGAGGAGCUCAAUAGUACUCAUACAAUACAAGGACAUCGGAUAAAUAAGAUGGUUAUAUACAGAUAGACAACUCAUUAUUCAGAACCAGAAAAAUCAAGCACAACACACAUCAUUCUCUGGAUUCUUUUAACUACCAUCUCUUUUGGUUAUCCUCUCAGCAUAUGAUUGAACACAUAAUUGUCCACCUGGGAAUCUUCUGCAAUUUGAAGUGAUGAAACAGCUUGUGCAAUGAGACUAGGCGAAAAUCCCGCACUUUCCCAGCCUCUACCCUCCAGGUACUGAGGGUAGAUCUCCCUUUGGAAAGCUUCAGAGGGCGCCAUCUGAUCAGAGUUAUUCCAAUCACUCCACAUGUAUCCAUACUUCUGGUUAUCAGAGAACCACCCUAUAUUCUUUAAUGAGUACCCUGGGAGGUCAUCAUGAGGAACCACUGCUUCAGUACCGCCCAUGAAUAUGCCAAAACCGCCAUAGCAAUCCCACUGGUUCAGCCCCUCAUCCUUCUUCAUCAUCACAUUACAUGAAUCGUCCGAGUCUUCACCAAUAAGGACAUGCAGAGCAACCGCCUCUGCAAUUGCAGCACCUUCUUCAUCGAGUCUCUGCUGCUCUUCUUUUUUCUUUUGUUUCUUUUUCUCCAGUUCAGAACGAAUGGCUGCGGAAGUAGCAAGAGCCUUUUCCAAGCGCCUCUUUUUCUUCUCAGCCUGUUUGAUCCGAUCCAACUCAUCCUUGACUUGCUUCUUCUUUACCUUUCUCACACCUGAUGGCACUUUUGCACUCUCCAUCUUAUCCAGCAAACUAAAAACUACAAUCACUCAGCCUAUCUAGUCAAAAUACUCUCUUUCCCCGUCAAGAAAAGUUGCCUAAAAUAUAUAAAUCAUCUCUACUACUAAUAAGUUUCUUUUCCUUCUGUAUCCUAUAAUGACAGUACUCAAAACAACAACCAAUGAAAUUGCCACUCCUAGUAUAAAACCCUACACCCACUCAGGUCUGAACGAAUACCUCAUUUUGCGCACAAUACAAUCCCAAACAGAAACAAUGGGGGAUAGCAUCAAAGAGAAUUGGUAAGAACUUAGAGAUCCGUCCCUGGACAUUCUUCCCAAUUUUCCACACCCUUUGCUCUUGCCCAUCAUGUGAGGAAAACGAGUUGGAUUAUUGUAAGAGAACAGCAAUACUACUCCUUUUGAUGCAAACAACUUACAUGGCCUUCUCUCCUGCAAGAUGAGGGAACAAAAAAACAUUCAUUUAGGAUACUGAAAUCUACAAAUAAUCAAAAGGUAUAAUCAAGUUUCAGACUUUAAAAGUUAACCCCAAUGGAACAGCAUAAUACAAAGACCUACUAAAUCCAACAUAUCUAGCCAAUACACCAAAUUUCAAGAAAAGAAGUCGAUAAAGAGAGAUCAUCAUGUAAAGAAUUAUCAACACUUCCUCAGCUGCCAGAUUCGUUCUAUCACAAAUAUUGUUUAGAUGCCUCGCUGUGUUUAGGGAUAUUACACUUCUUUGUAGAGGGCGUGACAAAUAAACCAACACAUUACUCCCAGUAUCAUCACAGUUGUUUUUAUUUUUUUUGGUUAACAAACACAGAAUGGCUCCUAAUGCCUCAAAAUAUACAGCUUACAGAGCUUCUGGAAUCCUGCUCUAACAACAAACUAAUAAAGCUAGGGGAAACAAACUAAUGGCUCAUCACAGUUUCAAUUACUAUAUGGAUGAUUAACCAUGGCAUCAAACAUCCUAAUCGCAGUAAUCAAUCCCCAAAUAUCAAGCUCCUAACUGAAUAAAUCUUCGGAAAGAGGGGCUAUAACAAACAAAAGCUUCAAAGUAAUAAAACAAAAGUCAACUUCAAUUGUCAUUCGAUCGAUCAGACUUAGACAUCUUCUUCAAGAUGGAUCACAGAUCCACAAUUCAUUCAAUUACUGACACCAUCCCAGAUCCAAGAAACCCUACCCUAAGCAAAUCUUAUUUAAUUUCCAGGCUACAUACCAAACACACAGAAGAAUCGGAUAAUUCAACGAUACUAUGAAACCCCUCAAUUAACAUCAGAUCGAAAAACCCGGAAAGCGAAUAGCAGGUACUAGAUCAUUUCUUUAAACAAAAAUUAAAAAAAAAAAAAAAAAAAGCACAAAGAGAGAAAAGCGAACCUGGAAUUGACAAGGAGAUUUGAGAAGGCCACAGGAACAAACAAACUAUAAUUCUUCACCAACUGAGUCCAAAUACGUGUAUAUGAUUUAAAAAGUGUUUAAAAGGUUUGUCUCCUGAAUAUAAAAACUUUUUCCUUUCUGUGGGUGAUCGGAUCGGCCAAAAAAAAACCAAAAAAAAACAGCUUCUAAAUCUAAUCACAAUUCACAGGGGAGUGGUUACUGGUAGAGUAAAGAGAGAAGGAACACGGAGACACGCAAAAUAUAGAAAAUAUAAAAAAAGAUUAGAGAAAGUGAUCACGAGAGAUUUGCAGUUUUGGGGGGAUGAAGGAGAGAGACGGGGAUGACUAAGAGAAGGAAGGGCUGAAUGGUAAUUUCGUGUGUGCGUGGACCACGUGGCGGAAGAUGGGGUAGGGAUCUGGAAGUUGAGUCCUUUCCUGUGAGGACUCUUAUCCCACUGGUGUAUUCCUGACACUUGGACUUUGAAGAUAGAUGGAUAGAAUUCAAUGCCCUUUGCAGGUCCCACCGUAGCUCGCCUUCUGUCCGUUGAUAUCUGAACGGUGGGGGCCCAGACGUGUAUAUUAACGGUAGAGAUUAGAAAUCGAAUGGGGUUUAGUA